Molecule: messenger RNA, 2322 nt
Organism: Pseudomyrmex gracilis
Lineage: Eukaryota; Metazoa; Arthropoda; Insecta; Hymenoptera; Formicidae
Gene: egr
Product: protein eiger
Exons: 7
Coding region: 350-2107 (585 amino acids)
Biological process (GO): immune response
Cellular component (GO): membrane
Molecular function (GO): tumor necrosis factor receptor binding; receptor ligand activity
Source: RefSeq, a predicted model, not a curated record
AGAUGUAUAAUUCACAAUCGAAAUUUACUUGUAAACAGAGAAAGUUCACAGAAUUGUGAGAUGAAAUGUGUGUUGAAUCGUUAAUAGCAAAUAACAUAUUCGACAGAAUCGACCGUUUUGACAAGAUCAUCGACAUCGCAGCAACACGUACUUUUUAUGUGAAAAUGAUUUGACGUGAAAAAAGUGUUUCUCUGACAUAUCGUGAAAACGAUGCGGAAUAACUUUUUCUAAACGUUACUCGUACAGAAUCAAAAAUGAAUACAAAUAUAUAAAUCCUCGCGUCAUUUCUGUGGAAAAAAAAAAAAAAACAAUAAUACAUUGAAAGAGAGAAUAUCGUUCUGGUUUUGCGAUGACAUCGUCAGAGGAAAAGAUCAACGUAGCAAGCAUGAAACAGAAAUUGAUAAACCACAUGUCGCCUGUGAAAGAAGAGACAAGGUCCUUCUUGAAUUUCUCGCGAGAAAAUCUGAGCAUCUCGCAUUCUGAUUUAGAGGAAGGAUUUAACAGAUCGCGACUAAAACCAAGCAAGAACACGAUUUUGAGCAUAGUCGCACUUAUCAUCGCUGUUCUUUGUCUUGGUCUUGAAAGCUGGGAGUUACAUUGUUCAUUGUCGAAAUUGCAUGACAUCGAUCAGCUGAAGAGAGACGUUGAGAGCUUGAAGCAUCGGCUUUUGGAGCAAGAUCUACUGGACGAAUUAAAAGCCUUCGAACAGUUGUACACCGAAGAGUCCACGGAAGACAAUGAUCCUGGCGAGGCAGACAUUGACAACGCCGAUUACGAUUCUAAUUACAAUGAUGACGAUUCUACGUCGCGCGAUUAUACCGACGACCGCACGUCUUUGUCGUACGAUUCCAAGUUGGAUUUAUCCGAAAUUACGUCGACGUCGGUACCUGCGUUGUAUCCGGAAUCCGAGUCGAACAGAGCUAUGGAAAUACUGACUGCCUUCCGUAAAGCUGAGACGAAACGCGGAGAGAAGUUUGUGAAGAACGUGCGAGAAAGUCACAAAAAUAUUGACCGGCGAGAACGUCUCAAGGAGGAACACAAUGCGCGAUUAAGUCACGAGAAGAACGUCAGUGCAAACGUCACAACCGAGCACAAACGUGAUAACGACGCAAGAGAUAUUGCAAACACAGGGGAUGUCAAAGAAGGUGUCAAAUCGAAGCGAUCUGUAAGUGAUCACACGAUAGCUGACGAUCCUUCGGCAGAUGAAUCGAACUAUCAGCACGAGCAUCACGUGAGGACUGUUGGGUCCGGAUCACGUCUUUACGCAAAUGGCAACAGAAACGCUAAUAACAAUUCCGAAAAAAAUCCAGCAUCACACUCUUCGAAGAAGUAUCAUUCUCGUGCGCGUCCAAAAGCAUUCUCUUUAGCGCACAAUGACCAAUUAAGCCAAGAAUUUGUUCAGCACACGAACUUAAGCACGGAGACCGCGGUCGGCGAAAGAGUUAAUUGGCGAAAUACGCUUCACAACGACACGGCAAACGGAACCGAAAUUCGUAGAUCCAAAUUCCCUCAGAAUUUCGAAAUAUCGGCGAGGAAUAUUCGACGAAAACGAAGACUGACUCGGAGACACUUACAUGCGCCACGGCAGAUUUACGCAAUUCACUUCGGGGCGGACACCACCCUCUUCUCGUCGGGAGACGAGCACGUUGGCAACGGGAAGGCGCGACAUAACAACGGCAUUUUUAAGGCAUGGCAGCCGAGCGACUGGGUCGCCGAUCUCGGUAUGAAUAGACAUUUUACACUCGCCACCGACGGCAAACUUACUGUGCACGAGCCGGGAUUGUAUCUGGUCUACGCGCAGAUUCACUACCUGGACGAUCACGAUGAGAACGGUUUUCGCCUGUUGGUAAACGGCAGAUCGAUCAUGCAAUGCAUGGUGUACAGUCCAGGUACAGGACACAAGAGUCGCUCGUGUUUUUCAGCCCAAGUGACUGUCCUUCAGACGGGUGAUCAUCUAAUCCUGAAAGAUAUCGGAACAGCGAGAUACACUCUGUUUCAACAUGACAAAAGUUUCUUCGGCUUGACGAAGCUCGGUGAACUGGGACAGCAUAGACAACAACCAACACCGUCAACACCGAGACAUCAACCGCAACAAACAACAUAUUAAACGUGUAUAAUUUUCUUAAUUGCUCUGUAAUUAGUAGUAGCGCUAAAAUCAAUUGAUAAAUGACCUAUUGUAGUUAUCAAUUAUUAAUAGCAAAAUUAAAACAGACACACUUGUCGUCAAAUAGGCAGCAACUUGCUGCUGCCUAUUGUUACAAUCUGACAUAACGUGUUUGGUUUUUAGAAAUAUAACAAUUGUAUACGUAAUAUAUUUUUACC